This is a messenger RNA of Molossus molossus (Pallas's mastiff bat), 4377 nucleotides long. It is a transcript of the gene PLB1, whose product is annotated as phospholipase B1. Gene Ontology annotation, molecular function: retinyl-palmitate esterase activity; A2-type glycerophospholipase activity; phosphatidylcholine lysophospholipase A1 activity. Gene Ontology annotation, cellular component: brush border membrane. Bases 1 to 4377 code for a protein of 1458 amino acids. The transcript is spliced from 58 exons. Lineage: Eukaryota; Metazoa; Chordata; Mammalia; Chiroptera; Molossidae. Gene Ontology annotation, biological process: phospholipid metabolic process. The record is from RefSeq and is a predicted model, not a curated record.
AUGGGGCUGCAGCCACACCUUUUCCUCCUGGGGCUGCUGCUGCUCCUGGGGCGAGGGACCACCCAAGUCCAUACCUUUCCGGAAGAGAAUACAUUGGAAGAGCAGCUAUGGCCAGAGAGCCCGAAGAAUGUUCCCUUCCUGUGCAACCCAAAGACGUCAGGAUCCAACACGCCUUCUCAGUCAGUCCACUCUCUGAGACCUUCUGAUAUUAAAUUUGUGGCAGCCAUUGGCAACGUGGAAACGCUUCCAGACCCGGGGCUGGCCGAGGCGGAGAGGCCGCACUGGGCCCGGCCACAGCAGGCGUGCGUGGGAGUGGUGACAGUCCUUUCAGAUGUCAUCAGACACUUCAACCCCUCUGUUCUGAGGCCCGUGUGCACCCCUGGGAAGAGAGUGAUACCCCACAGUGGUGCUGAAGACUUGUGGAUUCAGGCAAAAGAACUGGUGAGGAGUAUGAAGAAGAACCAGCAACUUGACUUUCAGAAUGACUGGAAGCUCAUCAGUGUGUUCUUCAGUAAUACAAGCCGUUGUCACCAGGGUCCCUCCGCCCAGCAGGUAAACCAGCAGGCUGGGGGGGGCAUGGACAGGCUGACCAGAAUGCUGGACUACCUGCUGCAGGAGGUCCCUAGAGCAUUUGUGAACUUGGUGGACCUCUCUGAGGCUGCAGGUGGUUCUCCCUGGCAUCAGGGGACCCAGCUCAGCCCCUCCGCAGAGCCCUACAGGUGCUCAGGGCAUGUCUCGAAGCUGUCCAGGGUCGUGGCACAGUGGUCCUAUCAGGAGAGCUGGGAACGCCUGCUGGCCUCCAGCAAGUACAACGAGCAGGAGUCCUUCGCAGUGGUUUUCCAGCCCUUCUUCUACGAGACGGCCCUGUCACCACACUCGGGGGAGUGGCCACUCCAGGAUCCCGCCACACUCGCCUUGAAUCUCUGGAACAGCAUGAUGGAGCCCGCAGGACAGAAGGAUGAGCCAUUCAGUGCAAACGAGAGAAGGCUGCUGAAAUGCCCCUCUCAGGAAAAUCCCUAUCUGUUCACCUAUAGAAACAGCAACUACCUGCCGAUGGAGACCCAGGAGAAGCUCGAGGCAAGAGAUGGAGCAGAAAUCAGAUGCCCUGACAAGGACCCCUCCAACACGAUUCCCACCUCAGUUCACAGGCUGAAGCUGGCGGACAUCAAGGUGAUUGCAGCCCUGGGUGACUCUCUCACGGCAGGAAACGGGGCCGGGUCCAAGCCUGGGGACAUCUUGGACGUCUUGACUCAGUAUCGAGGCCUGUCCUGGAGCGUGGGUGGAGAUGGGAACCUCAGCAGCGUCACCACUCUGGCCAACAUCCUCCGGGAAUUCAAUCCUUCCCUGAAGGGCUUCUCUGUUGGCACCGGGAAAGAAAACAGCUCUGGAGCCUUCUUUAACCAGGCUGUGGCCGGAGACCGAGCUGAGAAUCUACCUGUGCAGGCCAGGAGGCUGGUGGACCUGAUGAAGAAUGACAAGAGUAUAAAUUUUCAGGAAGAUUGGAAGAUAAUAACUGUGUUUAUAGGAGGCAACGACCUCUGUGAUUUCUGCAAUGACCCGGUCCACUAUUCUCCCCAGAACUUCACUGACAACAUUGGGAAGGCCCUGGACAUCCUCCACGCUGAGGUUCCUCGGGCAUUUGUAAACCUGGUAAAGGUGCUGGAGAUCGUCAACCUGAGGGAGCUGUACCUUGAGAAGAAAGUCUUCUGCCCGAGGCUGAUCCUCAGGAAUUUGUGCCCCUGUGUCCUGAAGUUCGAUGAUAACUCAACAGAACUUGCCUCCCUCAUCGAAGUGAAUAAGAAGUAUCAGGAGAGGACUCACCAGCUGGUUGAGGGCGGGCGCUAUGACACGAGGGAAGACUUCACGGUGGUCGUGCAGCCAUUCUUCGAAAAAGUGGACAUGCCGAAAACCUCGGAGGGGUUGCCUGACAGCUCUUACUUCGCGCCUGACUGUUUCCACUUCAGCAAGAAGACCCAUGGCCACGUGGCCAAAGCUCUCUGGAACAAUAUGCUGGAACCGGUCGGCCAGAAGGCAACGCAGCAUGAUUUUGAAAGCGAGAUCAAUAUCACGUGUCCGAACAAGGAUUGGCCGUUUCUGAGCACCUACAAGAACAGAGUGCAGGACCACGGGAGCCAGCUGCCGUGUGGCGACAGAGCCCCCUCAGCCUCACCGCCUACCUCAGUGCACGCCCUGAGACCUGCAGAUAUCCGAGUGGUGGCUGCUCUGGGGGACUCUCUGACUGCUGGCAACGGAAUUGGCUCAAAACCAGACGACCUUUCUGAUGUCACCACACAGUAUCGGGGGCUCUCCUAUAGUUCAGGAGGAGACGGCUCCCUGGAGACCGUGACCACCUUACCCAACAUCCUCCGGAAGUUUAACAGAGAUCUCACGGGCUACGCUCUGGGCACCGGCAACGCCAACGACACGAAUGCGUUCCUCAACCAGGCUGUUCCUGGAGCAAAGGCUGAGGAACUUACAGGCCAAGCCCGGACUCUGGUGCAGAGGAUGAAAGAUGAUCACAGAGUAAAUUUCCAAGAGGACUGGAAGGUCAUCACAGUGCUGAUUGGAGGCAGUGACUUGUGUGACUACUGCACAGAUUCGAAUCUCUAUUCUGCAGCCAACUUUUUUGACCGUCUCCGCAAUGCCUUGGACAUGCUGCAUAGAGAGGUGCCCAGAGCCCUGGUCAACCUUGUGGACUUCAUGAGCCCCAGUGUCAUGCGGCAGGUGUACCUGGGAAACCCAGACAAGUGCCCAGUGCAGCAGGCCAGCGUUCUGUGCAACUGUGUCCUGACCCCUCGGGACAGCUCUCUCGAACUGGCCAGACUGGAAGCCAUCACCAGAGCCUACCAGAGCAGCAUGCGUGAGCUGGUGGAGUCAGGCCGCUACGACACGAGGGAGGACUUCUCCGUGGUACUGCAGCCCUUCUUCCACAACAUCCGGCUCCCCACCCUGGAGGAUGGGCGCCUGGAUAUGUCUUUCUUCGCCCCAGACUGCAUCCACCCAAGUCAGAAAUUCCACUCCCAGCUCUCCAGGGCCCUUUGGGUCAAUAUGCUUGAGCCACUGGGAAGGAAAACAGAUACCCUGGACCUCACAGCAGAUACACCCCUCUCCUGCCCCACCCAGGGUGAGCCUUUUCUGAGAACCCUCCGGAACAGUAACUACACAUACCCUGCCAAGCCAGCCGUCGAGAACUGGGGCAGUGACUUCCUGUGUAUGCAGUGGAAUCCUUCCAACAGCGUUCCCACCUCGGUUCAUGAGCUCCGACCAGCAGACAUCAAAGUGGUGGCCGCCCUGGGUGACUCACUGACUACAGCGGUGGGAGCCCGCCCAGGCAACUCCAGUGAGCUGCUCAGGUCCUGGCGGGGACUCUCCUGGAGCAUUGGCGGUGACGGGGUCCUGGAGACUCACACCACACUGCCCAACAUUCUCAAGAAGUUCAAUCCUCAAGUCCUCGGGUUCUCCACCGGGACCGAGAAGGAGACGGCAGGACUGAAUGUAGCUGUGGAAGGGGCGAGAGCUCGGGACAUGCCAGCCCAGGCCCGGGACCUGGUGGAGCGAAUGAAAACCAGCCCUGAAAUCAACCUGGAGAAAGACUGGAAGCUGAUCACACUCUUCAUUGGGAGCAACGACCUGUGUCAUUAUUGCGAGAACCCGGAGGCCCACUCAGCGGGGGAAUAUGUUCGGCACAUCGAGCAGGCCCUGGACAUCCUCUACAAGGAGCUUCCAAGGGCUUUCGUCAAUGUGGUGGAGGUCAUGGAGCUGACCGGCCUGCACCAGGGCCAAGGCGGGAAAUGUGAAAGGCCCCUGGCAGCUCAGAGCAACUGCACUUGCUUCAGACACUCCCAGGAGGACUCCCCAGAGAUGCAAGAACUGAAGAAAGUGAACUGGAACUUUCAGAGCGGCGUCUCCAGGUUCUCCUUCCAGCACCAGUACCUGCAGCGGGAGGACUUCGCGGUGGUCGUGCAGCCUUUCUUCCAGAACACCCUUGUCCCCCUGAACGUGAGAGGAGGAGCUGACCUGACCUUCUUCUCCGAAGACUGUUUCCACUUCUCAGAGCGUGGUCACGCCGAGAUGGCCAUCGCACUCUGGAACAACAUGCUGGAACCAGUGGGCCACAAGACAACCUCCAACAACUUCACCUACAGCCGAACCAAACUCAAGUGUCCCUCUCCUGAGAGCCCCUACCUCCACACCCUGCGGAACAGCAGGCUGCUCCAGGACCAGACUGAAACAGACCCCAAGGUGCUCUCCUGGGCCGUGCCGGUGGCGGCCGGGGGUGGCCUUGCAGUUGGCGUCGGCGCGAUGGUGGCAUGGAGAGCCAUGAGAGGUCGCCAGAGGGACAGUGCUCCCAUCAGCCUGACCACUAUGAGCUUCUAG